CUCCAAACAACUGGUUAAUAUUCCUCUCAAGCAUUCAUCCAUACAGUUGAAGCUUAUUCCCAGAAUUUCAUGGUGAUCAUGGGGAUCAAAGAAGAGAAGAGAUACGGGUUGUUGCAGGCAUGCCAGGACUCAGAGUAUGUGAAGAACGUGUAUGGCGGCUACUUCAACGUGUUUAUGGCAGCCUUGCGAGAAGAAGGAAGUGGGGAGAGAUGGGACUUGUUUAGGGUUGUUAAUGGAGAGUUCCCAGACAUGAAUGAGCUCGAAAGCUAUCAUGGCUUUGUGGUGAGUGGCAGCCCUCAUGAUGCCAAUGGCAAUGACUGCUGGAUUCUCAAGCUUUGCUUUCUCCUGCAAACCCUGGAUUCCAUGAGAAAGAAAGUUCUUGGCAUUUGCUUUGGCCACCAGGUCCUAAGUAGAGCACUGGGUGGAAAAGUGGGAAGGACCUACAGUGGUUGGGACAUUGGGUUGAGAAGUGUGAAAAUAGUGAAGAGUUUCUCCCCCUGUGCCUUUCUUGAAGGCCUGGAUGAAACCCCUCCUGCCCUUUCCAUCAUUGAGUGCCACCAAGAUGAGGUUUUGGAGGUUCCAGUGGGGGCAGAAGUAAGAGCAUAUUCAGACAAAACAGGAGUGGAGAUGUUCAGCAUUGCAGAUCAUAUUCUGGGGAUUCAAGGCCAUCCUGAGUACACCAAGGACAUUCUUCAUCAUCUCAUCGAUCGUCUCCUCACUAAUGACUGCAUUGAGAAAGGAUUCGCCCAAGACGCCAAGUCCAAAUUGGAGACAGCUGAACCAGACAGGAAACGCUGGGAAAGGAUAUGCAAGAAGUUUCUCAAGGGCACAUAAACACAAGCCAUAUACCUAUACAUACAUACAUAUGCAUAUUCUCUUGUUCAUCAAUUACUGUUGUUUGUUGGUAAUAAAGUCUUGUUUUUUCUUUGGAGCUA
Molecule: messenger RNA, 935 nt
Organism: Diospyros lotus (date-plum)
Lineage: Eukaryota; Viridiplantae; Streptophyta; Magnoliopsida; Ericales; Ebenaceae
Product: gamma-glutamyl peptidase 3-like
Exons: 4
Coding region: 70-834 (254 amino acids)
Cellular component (GO): cytosol
Source: RefSeq, a predicted model, not a curated record